Molecule: messenger RNA, 2203 nt
Organism: Dalotia coriaria
Lineage: Eukaryota; Metazoa; Arthropoda; Insecta; Coleoptera; Staphylinidae
Exons: 10
Coding region: 203-2164 (653 amino acids)
Biological process (GO): receptor guanylyl cyclase signaling pathway; intracellular signal transduction; cGMP biosynthetic process
Cellular component (GO): plasma membrane
Molecular function (GO): peptide receptor activity; adenylate cyclase activity; guanylate cyclase activity
Source: RefSeq, a predicted model, not a curated record
GCAGCAUCGCUCGGCGUUCAGCUCGCUACGCACUGCAAUCAACAAGUUCCGCAAAAGUUAAUUAAGGUGUAGGCUGGUUUGUAAAUUGUCUAAUAGCACAUCACGCGAGUUCCUGACUCAUAAACAUCCCUAAACCGAACGGUCUUUAAUAUUCCCAAGGGUAAUUUAAAAUUUGUGGGCAGUAGGCAAUCAACUGUGAAAAAUGAAAAAGGAAGACCUCACGUUGGUGCGAGAUAAUGACUCGCUGCGUUCGGUGAGCUCGGAGGAUGUGUCAUCGCCGCCGGGCCAAUAUUGCUGCACGAAGACGAAUCCGGCUCAUGGACGCGGUCGCCGUCUCCAUCUGCUACAAAUGCUCGUUCUCCCGUUCAUCCCGAUCUGUGCGCUCAUCGUGCAAACUGCCUUCUCGUUGCAUAACAUCAUGCUGUACCGUCAGGAGGUGCGAGGCAUCGACGCGCAGGUAACUGAAGCAACAAAUUUGGGCAAGGUGGUCACCCAAAUGCAACUGGAGCGCUCGGAGGUGGCAUUCUUUGUUUACACCAAUGGCAACAAAUUAAGAUCGAAUUUAACAAUGCGUUUUGCACUGACGAACGCAUCGCUGGAGGCGGUGAGUAGCUGGCCGCCUAUCUAUCUGCCCGAGAGUCGCUUGGCGCCGCUGGACAAAGACACCUUUCUCACUCGCCUUGGCGAGUUCAGGCAACGCAUAUCCUCCGAAGAAAGCAGCAUGACCGAAGUGCUCAAUUGGUACACAUCGGUAAAUGCCGCUUUGCUGGAUCACCUUACCAACCAGAUCAAAGAAACGGACAGCAGCGGUGUGUGGAGGUAUCUUCUCGCCUUUAAGAACCUUCUUAGGAGUAUAGAAUCCACCGGCAUUGCCAGCGUCUAUGGCGUAAACUAUUUUGGACGGGGAUGGCUUGUCAGUAACAGCUAUGUGCACUAUAUUCAUCAUGAUGCCGUUGCUAAGGAUCUCCUGAACGGCUCGCUCAACUACGUGCCUAUGCUGAAAGGAGUCUACCGUCAGCUGACCAACUCCAUGAGCAAUUAUGGUACCAUCAAAAGAAGAGGUGAUAUUAUUAUACAGAACAUUCAGAGAGAUCCAAAUAUCACUGAGGCAAUUGACUACUUCGAUUCAAUCGCGCAUUAUACUGACGAGUUACGAAAAUUGCAACGAGAGUUGCGACACAAGAUUAGGGAUUACGUCACGGCAAAUUUACAUGAUGCGGCUAGCAAGGAGGCAAUUGGUAUUGCAAUUCUUGUUGUUGUUCUGGCCGUCUCGCCUGUAAUAAUUUGGUUGGUGCAGAACGCUGUUUCAACUAUACAGCUUUACGCAGCAAAUUUAGCAAGUAAAGCAAAGGAAUUAAAACGCGAAAAGCGUAAGUCCGACACGCUUCUCUUCCAAAUGCUUCCCUUGAGCGUGGCUGUUCAGCUCAAGCAAACUCAACAGGUUCCUGCAGAGUACUACGCCUCUGUAACCGUGUAUUUUAGCGACAUUGUAGGCUUCACCGAGAUUGCUGCAGUGAGCACACCGUUGGAAGUUGUCACAUUCCUCAACAAAAUCUACAAACUUUUCGACGCUCGCAUUGAAUGCUAUGACGUAUACAAAGUGGAGACUAUUGGCGACUCGUAUAUGGUGGCAUCUGGAUUGGCUGUAAAAAAUGGCAACCAACACGUUUCCGAGAUUGCUUCUAUGGCGUUGGACCUUCUAGCCGCCUCUGCACAAUUCAAGAUUCCCCAUCGUAAGUCAGAACUACUGCAGAUUCGUAGCGGGGCUCAUACUGGACCCGUUGUCGCUGGCAUCGUUGGAUCGAAGAUGCCGCGGUACUGUCUCUUUGGCGAUACUGUAAACACUGCUUCUCGGAUGGAGUCCACUGGAGAAGCAUCCAAAAUACAUAUCAGUUUAGAAUUCAAAAAAGCUUUGGAUGCAGUUGGAGGUUUCAAGACGCAACAUCGAGGAUUGGUUGAUGUAAAAGGCAAAGGUCCCAUGGAUACAUACUGGUUGACAUGCAAAGAGGGCGGCGUAAAUCGGACAAACGACGCCGCUGCGACAAAAUAUUUGCCGGUAAGAAAUUCGUCGAAGGUUGGCGCAAAAAGUCGAAAUUUUCAAUUUCAGGACGAAGAUUCCGAACCGAUUUUCAUGCGUCGAAUUCGUGGCGAAUGCUACGUAUAACUGCAACGUCAAUUGUGUGUUUGUAAUCGUUCCAUUUGC